Messenger RNA from Marasmius oreades (fairy-ring Marasmius), 2020 nucleotides. RefSeq lists its product as uncharacterized. Lineage: Eukaryota; Fungi; Basidiomycota; Agaricomycetes; Agaricales; Marasmiaceae. Gene Ontology annotation, biological process: transmembrane transport. Bases 362 to 1975 code for a protein of 537 amino acids. The transcript has 13 exons. The record is from RefSeq and is a predicted model, not a curated record. Gene Ontology annotation, molecular function: transmembrane transporter activity.
AGGCUUUUCUUGUCUACCUCCUUCUAUGAUGGUAGCUUCCACCGCCUCAGUCACGAUAAUACCCAAAUCCAGAACAAGCGCGUACACACUCAGGGCAACAAUGUGUUUUAAGCACGGCUCAAGAAUCCCGAACAAACAUACCGCUUCCAGACUAUUCGUUAAUAGGUACGCGUGAGACGGUUCCUUCAUGACGACACGCCGCUAUCUUGCGAACGGCUUUCUGUCUUGAGAAAUGACUCUAGGUGAUAGAUCACUCAGAGGUGGAUCCCUUAUCGGAAGGAAAACAGGUGAAUAAGCUUCUCAGAAAGAGCCCAAAUACCGCCGGCUACUACCUAUCCUUCAACCUAUCCUUUCUCCAAACAUGCAGGGAAUAAUGUCACUCUCUGACGCGAGUUCCACGAGCAAUACCGGAUCCCGCUCCUCUCAAUCCCAAGAGUAUUCCCGUUCUUCAGCAAAGACAAGUCUCGAGGCUUCGUCAAGGGACCCUGAAAAAGGUGACGCUAGUACCCCAGAACCGGUGGAUGGACAAGAAAAGCUUUCUUCGUCCGAGACACUUCGUGAUUCUGUCGUGACUAUUGGUUGGGAUGGUCCCGACGACCCUCAGAACCCCAGGAACUGGAGCAAGCGCGACCGCUGGACGGUGACGUUAGUUGUCAGCUUGUUUACUUUCAUAAGUCCCGUUGGAUCAUCGAUAUCUUCGCCCGCCCUUCCAGCUAUAUCUCGAGACCUGCAUAUCCCCCCUGGCUCUAUUCUCGAGAACAUGACGUUGUCUAUAUUCAUCCUCGCCUACGCGUUAGGUCCUCUUAUUUGGGGACCUCUCUCAGAACUUUAUGGGCGUCUAGUGAUCCUACAGAUAUCAAACAUAUGGUUUUUAGUAUUCAACACCCUAUGUGCGUUCGCUAAGACACCUACCCAAAUGCUAGUGUUCAGGUUUUUGGCGGGUUUCGGAGGUGCAGCACCUCAGUCGAUCGGCGGUGGCGUCGUGGGAGAUCUUUGGUCCCCAGAAGAGCGGGGUAUGGCCAUGAGUGUUUAUUCCCUUGCGCCUUUAGUAGGUCCAUCGACAGGCCCACUCGUUGGCGGCUGGAUAGCCUUGAAGACCCGAUGGCAAUGGGUAUUCUGGAGUGUCAGCAUCGCCGACGCAUUGCUUCAAGUUGCUGGUUUUAUUUUCCUUCGCGAAACUUAUGCUCCACAUAUUCUAAAACGCAAAGCACAGUCCCUUCGAAAGGAGACUGGGAAGUCGAACAUACACUCCGCUUUCGAAGCUCCAGAUCGUCAUUGGUCGUCAGUGAUGGGCCGUGGUAUUGUGAAACCGAUCGUAUAUCUGGCAACGGAGCCUAUUGUUCAGGUUUUUGCUUUGUAUAUGGCGGUUCUUUAUGGAUUACUAUACCUGAGCUUGACCACUUUUGUGAAGGUAUUCACGCUGCAAUAUGGCGAAAAUUCCGGCAUUGCAGGUGUUCAUUAUCUCGCUAUCGCUCUGGGUUCAACAGUCGGCGGACAAGUUGGCGCUCGAGUACUGAACAAGAUCUACCGAAUACUCAAGGCUAGGAACGGGGGCGUAGGCACGCCUGAGAUGAGAUUACCAUUACUCAUGGUAUCUUCAAUGACCCUACCGAUUGGCUUACUGAUUUACGGCUGGACGGCAAAUGCGAGAACCUUCUGGCUGGUUCCCGAUUUGGGCGUCUUUAUCUAUUCUAUAGGGAUUGGAGCAAACUGGACCUGUGUUCAGACAUAUUUGGUUGACAAUUACGCUUUGCAUGCUGCAAGCGCGAUUGCUGCAGUCUCAUCAUUUAGGGCCUUUGCGGGCUUUGGCUUCCCACUGUUCGCAGACGGGAUGUAUGCAAAACUCGGGGAUGGAUGGGGCAAUUCUAUAUUGGCACUGAUUUGUCUUGUCAUCGGGUGUCCGUCGCCUUUCAUUUUCUACAGCUACGGCCCUAGACUGCGAGCCUGGAGUAAAGCGACUUCAGUAGAACAAUAAGUGUUUCGUUUAGAGUCUUCUCUUUUUUCACCGAAUAUGAACCCC